UUGAGACUCACUGAAGCUGCCUUUGUUUGACUGGGAACCAAAAGAGAGCGAGAGAGAGAGAGGGAGCAGGAGGAGGAGAGUCAGAGUCUUUUAGUUUGGUGUCAGUGACAGGGGGAGGCAGAGUGGGCUCCAUCUCUCUCUCCCUCUUACCAAAGCCCUCACACACAUGAACAGGACAAGUUUGGUUUGGAUCUAAGCUCACCAUCACUGAAGAUGACUUCACGCAUUCCUCCCUGGUUCUUUGGAUUAUUUCUGCUCCUUCGCUCCUCUGCCUAUCAGCUGCUGGACGAACGUGGUUCUCAGGGAGCCUUGGACCUCACCGAGCUGAUCGGCGUCCCCCUUCCUCCCUCCGUCUCCUUCGUCACCGGAUUUGAGGGCUACCCGGCCUACAGCUUCGGCCCUGAUGCCAACGUGGGCCGCCUCACAAAGUCCUUCAUCCCCGACCCGUUCUACAACGACUUCGCCAUCACAGUCACAGCUAAGCCCACCACACGGCGAGGAGGAGUGCUGUUCGCCAUCACAGACGCUUACCAAAAGAUUGUACACCUGGGCAUAGCGUUAUCUGAGGUGGAGGAUGGGUCCCAGAGAGUCGUACUGUACUACACAGAGCCGGGGACAAGAGCGACGCAGGAAGCAGCUUCGUUUAAGAUGGGAGACAUGACGGGGAGAUGGGCGAGGUUCACUCUGACUGUGCAGGGUGCUGAGGUGCGUCUCUUCAUGGACUGCGAGGAGUACCACCGUGUUGACUUCCUCAGGAGCCCUCAGCCUCUGACCUUCGAGGCCAGCUCGGGGAUCUUCGUGGGGAACGCAGGAGGGACGGGUCUGCAGAGGUUUGUGGGCUCCAUCCAGCAGCUGGUGCUCAAGUCAGAUCCCACGGCCCCAGAUGACCAGUGCGAGGAGGACGAUCCUUAUGCGUCUGGAUAUGGAAGCGGUGACGGUGAUUAUGAAGACAUGGAGGGACGAGAUGAAGUAAAGAAGAUUGUGGAGGAGAGAGAGUAUACCAUGCCCCUCCCUGUGCUGGACCCCACCUAUAGCACCCCAGUCCGAGCCCCACCCACCGAGAUGUCACCUUCUGACGAUGAAGACAUUGACGAGACUUCAGGAGAGGAGGCAGAAACAACAACAGUGACAGUGAAAUCACUUCAGACAGAUCCUACAGCCUCCAUCCCUGACACUUCUCUACAGGUGUCUCCAGGACAGAAAGGGGAGCGAGGUGAGCCAGGCUCAGCUGGUCCACCAGGACCUCCUGGCCCUCCAGGGCCAGCCUCACGAGAUGGUGAGGGAUGGGAGCCAGGACCCCGGGGUCCACAAGGACCAGAGGGACCUCCAGGCAAACCUGGACUUCCUGGGAAAGACGGACAGCCGGGAAGCAAAGGAGAAACUGGCGAUGCUGGGCCAUCCGGGAUUCCAGGAUUUCCAGGAUUACAAGGAGAGCCUGGUCCUAAGGGAGACAAGGGUGAUCCUGGUGUGGGACUACCAGGUCUUCCAGGUCCUCCUGGACCUCCAGGGCAACCUAGCAAGUCUUCAAGGUUCCUGGAGGGAUCAGGAUUUGAAGACUUCGACAGUGAUGCAGAACUCAUAAGGGGGCCCCCAGGACCUCCAGGCCCUCCAGGACAGCCAGGGCCCCCAGGAACCCCAUCUGAGGAUAUCUUUCCUGGACCACCUGGGGCUCCUGGGAAAGACGGGAAGGAUGGAGAGAAAGGUGAACCUGGACUGCCGGGAGUUGAUGGAAGAGAUGGAGAUCCGGGGCCUGCUGGGGAGAAAGGAGACAAGGGUGAACCUGGUGUGAACGGGCAGCCAGGACCGAAGGGAGAUCAAGGCCCUCCAGGGUUUCCAGGCCUACCCGGCUCUGAUGGUCCAGAAGGGUCGCCUGGUCCCAGAGGUCUACCUGGCCCUCCAGGGCCUCCAGGCCCACCUGGAAAAGGCUACACCUUUGACUUUGAGGACUUGGAAGGAUCUGGGCUGCUGAGUGGUUUAGGAGCUGUGCCCUCUAGUGGUCCACAGGGUCCUCCUGGAAUCCCUGGACUGAAAGGACCACCGGGUAAAGAUGGUAGAGAUGGAUUACCUGGAGUGCCAGGGCAAAAGGGGGAGGAUGGCAUCAUAGGACGACCAGGGUUUCCUGGACUGGAGGGACAGAAAGGUGCAGAGGGACCAAAGGGCAGCAAAGGUGAUCCAGGACUGAAGGGAGAGGCAGGACGAGAUGGUCAUGGUCUACCAGGCCCUCCAGGACCGCCUGGACCACCAGGACCAAUCAUCAACUUGCAAGACCUUCUGCUCAACGAUACAGAUGGUUCCUUCAACCUCUCAGGGAUUUUUGAAGCUCUGGGAGCUGCUGGCCAAAUAGGUGACAAUGGAUUACCUGGAAUUCAAGGACCUCGAGGACCCAAAGGUGAAAAGGGGGAGCCAGGACUCAUCCUCUCUGCAGAUGGAUCCAUGACAGGCCUGGCUGGUCCCAAAGGAGCAAAGGGUGAUAUUGGUGUCACUGGACCUGCUGGAAUUCCCGGGCCAGUUGGACCACCAGGACCUAAAGGAGAGUUUGGUUUUCCCGGACGACCUGGUCGUCCAGGUCUGAUGGGACUAAAAGGAGAGAAAGGGGAGUCUGCAGGCCAGCCAGGUCCUCCUGGUCCUCCUGGGCCGCCAGGACGUCCAGGAAUGUUCAACUGCCCCAAAGGAACCGUGUUCCCCAUACCUCCCAGACCUCACUGUAAAAUGGCCCUUAAUCCUGAUGGGACGGUAGCAGCAGGGAACUGUCAAACAGGACAGAAAGGAGAAAAAGGAGAGAGAGGCCUUCCAGGGUUACCAGCACCAUCAAACACAUUUCUUCCCAGGGGAGGCUGGGGAGCAAGAGGAGACCAGGGCUUUAAAGGAGAGAAAGGAGACAAAGGGGAGGAAGGCUUUCCUGGCCAACCAGGUAUCCCCGGGAGACCAGGACCUGUGGGGCCUAAAGGAGAAUCAGUGCUUGGACCACAGGGCCCACGUGGGCUGCCAGGUCCACCAGGUACCCCAGGGUAUGGCAGGCCAGGACCAGUCGGUCCUCCUGGACCACCUGGGCCCCCAGGACUGCCAGGAUCGGGCUCUAGAUAUGGCUCAGGUUUGACCUUCCCUGGCCCUCCUGGACCCCCCGGGCCUCGUGGACCUCAAGGACCACCUGGAGCUUCGGGUAACGGAGCAUCUCUGAAGACUUUUUCAAGUCGUGAGAGCAUGAUGCAGCAGACAGUCAGGGACGCCGAGGGAACUCUGGCAUAUGUCACAGUCACAGGAAGUCUUUUCCUCAAAGUUUCACAGGGAUGGAAAGAAAUACAGCUUGGCAAUCUGAUCUACCUCUCCAAUAACAUAAUUCCACAAGAUGAGCCUCGAGUUGCAUAUCAGAUGAGAGGAGACACGAUGGAGCGAGUGCGCUCACUUACAGAGAGGCUCAACCUGGUAGCGUUGAACCAGCCACACUCAGGCGACAUGAUGGGCCUCGACACGGCAGACCGGAUGUGUUACGAACAAGCCAAAGCGAUGGGUUUACCUACGAACUACCGCGCCUUCAUUUCCUCCCACAGACAAGACCUGGUCCACGUGGUCUACCCGGGUUUCAGGGAAACUCUGCCAGUCACCAACCUCAGGGGCGACAUUAUGUUUAGGAACUGGCGGUCUAUUUUCAACGGGGAUGGAGGACCAAUCAGUGCCAGGAUACCCAUCUAUUCUUUUGAUGGCCGAGAUGUUUUAGCCGACCCCUUCUGGCCUCAGAAGAGCAUCUGGCACGGCUCCAACAGCAGGGGCCUGCGGGUGAUGGACAAACACUGCGAGACGUGGCGAGCGAACCACAUGUCCGUAAUGGGCCAGUCAUCGAGUCUGACCUCAGGUCUACUUCUAGGCCAGCAGACGCGGAGCUGUUCAAACCAGUACAUCGUUCUCUGUAUCGAGACUCACAAAAACCUUUAAAAGCUCCUCAUACCACUCUACCAAAGAGACUACCGCGGCCACCUUAAACGUUGAACACUCGGGGAAAGUUUGAGUGCCUUUAUUAGAAAAGGAAGUGGAUUUUAGCACAGCUUUGGUGCUUUUUGUAGCAUUUUGUAUGUUUGUUUCAAAUGGAGGACUACGUUUAACACCAAGUUUUCAAGAGGAUAUUAGGGCUUUUCCCUUCCAUUUCCUGUAUUUUUUGAGGAGCAAGAACAGUAAGAAGCAUUAAACUCUUAACAUAAGCCAAGUCUGUCUGGGAAUCUGAGGAUGAUGCUACGCUGUGGCACUGGGAUCCUUUCACCCUGAAGAAAGUCUCUCAGCGUUUUGAAGCAAUCCUGAAAUUCCCCUGUAUAUUCAACCAGGUGGCACAUAGAUUAAAAUGCAACACGCAGGUUGACUGGUUUGGUAGCAUGCUAAUUCUUACAAAAACCCUUAACAUAUCAAAAAGUAUGUGGUAAUGAGUUACUUAUCCAAAGUGAUCCAUGCAGCACCUUUAACCCGGGAAUUUUACAACAUAUUUGGGCACCAUUGACCGCAUACAGGAAGCUGAUUAAAACAUCAGGGACCUCACUUGACUGUUUACCACCACCAUGUAAACCCUUAAGGGCCUGUGUCCAUUCAGGAAAGAAACAUGAGUUUAUUUUCAAUCCUUAACCAACAUAACAGGACUGUUGAACUGAUUUUUGACGUUAUAAUCCUCUGAAUGCACAUACUAGACUAGUGGUUCUCAACUGGUCCAGCCUCGGACCCACCACCACCUCUUUAAUGUGUAAUUGCUAACCAAAUUUCUGAUAUUAUUACAACCACAACCAAAUAUUUAAUAACCUUACAAAGCAGAUAGAUUCACCCUUUUCCGUGUUUUUUGCUGGGAAAUCCAUCUUGCAAAGCUCCCGUCUGAACCGUUUGGGCCUGUGCAAUGAUGGCGGUAGAGAUUUGCGUGGAUGCUGCUAAAGCGCCAGUUUUAUCAGAACUUGACGACAUUUCUUCAUUAAAAGAAGAACAAAGAACAGCAUUGAGCUGUUUUCUUUUAAAAACUACAAAAGUCUAGAGUCGCCAUGGUUCACGUUAUGCAGCUCUCUAUGGAGUUUACUCGUCUGCAGCAGCGUACCUCGGUUUAGGGCUACAUCACGUGUUUUGUUGCGCUGAUUGGCCCGUAAAGAUGUGACAGGCAGAACGUUCAUCCAACCACCCUCCAGGUUUUUUUUUUUUCAACGGUUCUGCCCUUUACCAAACGCCGUCUAUGGAAGGUUUUCCAGAUGGAUGUGUGAAAUAAAUCCAUCUGGCAUGCCAGGUUACAUAUUUAAUGCAUCCUUCAAAAAAAUAGCACAUCCUGGACUUUAUGCCACAUUUUAUUCUAGACACUCAUCUACAACCCACUUAAUAGUUGGCUCUGACUAGUUGAGAACCAAGGCAGCAGUUGAUUCAGCUUCUGGCCUUAGCUCCACCCCUUUACAUAUAAUUAUAUUGACCAAAAGGUAGGGAUUGACUGCGUUCCCAAUAUCCCCCUAAGAUCCUGCAUGUACAUAUGAGGACAUGACAUUUAAGCUUUCCUACAAUUAAGUAUAAAUACUUCAAAAUUUGUUUGAGAAUUAGAAAUUUUAGGUAAUUUCUUUGACAUUUUGGGGAAUUUAUUUGGAUUUGAAAAAACAAUAAUUUCCAAGAAAUUCCUCUCCAAAGACAAGGCUGAGUUUUUAAGGUCCUACAUAUCCAAUAUAAAUAGAAGAGUCUAAAAAUGUACUCCAGACAAAGCUCAAGUCUCAGGAGGAUAUGGGGACUGGACCCAGGCAGUGGUAGGUUAAGGACACCUUAGCUUUGGCUUCACUUUUCAGACCUGGAGCUAUGCCCACUUCUUAUACCAGUAUAGUCUGUGAUAAGAUCCCAGUUAAGAUAAGAGUUUACUGUCUCUUUGUUAAGCAGGGGUUAAAGAUGCAGGAAUCUGCAGCUGUCAUUAAAUGUGGUUGAUUUUAUAGAUGGUAAAAUCCAAAGACUUAAUGAUGGGAACAUAAAGUGCUACUUUCACUGUUUUGUUUACAGAGAAGAAAGAGUUUAACAGCUUCUUUUUGAAAGUUUACUGAACUUUUAAAGGUCAAACUUUAUUUUCGAAACCUUGAAGAGUCCCUCAUCCAACAGUGGGACAAACAGACAGCCAGUGUUGCCACCAAAGUAAUUUUUGAUGCACUGUAUUUUAUUUUUUAAUGUUUUCUUUUCUAACAUUUUCUUCCUUAAAAGUGUUGUUUCUUUUUCAUGCAUCUUGGUGAUCUCACUUCUUAGCAGUUCUUUCUCUCUAAAAGCUAUCUAAUUUAAAUCCAAUGAUUUAUUUAUACCGUCACAGCACAUAACGUCAAAUCAGAUGCUUAAAUUUAAGAAUGUAAUUUAUCGUUUAUUGUCUGUUUCCUUCCCACUUUGUGCCUCUUUUCUAUUCUUUGUACAGUUUUUUUUUUACGUAAAUAGAUUUUUGAGGAAUGUUGUUGAGACUAAUUUCCAUCUAGUUUAAAAAUGAAACUCAAACAAGCUAUAUGUGUUCAUGCUGAAGAAGAAACUCUAAGGGACAAGUGAGAGCACAUGUUUUGUAUAAAUAUUGGUGCUUUGUUAAAUAAAGUUUUCUUUUUUCA
Cheilinus undulatus (humphead wrasse) is the source of this 6563-nucleotide messenger RNA. RefSeq names its product collagen alpha-1(XVIII) chain-like. The coding region runs from base 214 to 3930 and encodes 1238 amino acids. Lineage: Eukaryota; Metazoa; Chordata; Actinopteri; Labriformes; Labridae. The record is from RefSeq and is a predicted model, not a curated record. The transcript has 43 exons.